UACAGUGUCUAUAAAAAGUGUUCACCCCUUCCAAGUUUUCUUGUUUUACAACAUUGAAUCACAGUGGAUUUGACUUAUUUGACACUCAACAGAAAAAGACGUGUGUCAAAGUGAAAACAGAUCUCGAUAAAGUGAUCUAAAUUAAUUACAAAUAUAAAACACAAAAUGAUUGAUUUAAUAAGUAUUCUUAUUUCCCCCCCCCCCCCUUUAAUAUGCCACAUCAAGUCAUCACUGGUGCAACCAACUGGUUUUAGAAGUCAACUGAAGAUCCAUUUUUGGAGAUCUGUGUGCAGUCAGGGUGUUUCAAUUGAUUUUAGUACAAAAAUCCCAACUGCUGGUGAGUCAGUAUUCUGGCAAAAACACCAUGAGGACAAAAGAACACUCCAAGCAACUCCAAAAAGAUUAUUGAAAAGCACAAGUCAGAAGAUGGAUACAAGAAAAUUUCCAGGUCUCUGAAUAUCCUUUGGAAUACAGUUAAGUCAAUCAUCAAGAAUAUGGCGCAACUGUAAAUCUGCCUAGAGCAGGCUGACCUCAAAAACUGAGUGGCCAUGCAAGAAGGGGACUAGUGAGGGAGGCCACCAGGAGAUCUAUGACAACCUUGGAGGAGUUACAAGCUUCAGUGGUUGAGAUAGGAGAGACUGCGUAUACAAGCGUUGCCUGGCUGCUUCACCAGUUGCAGCUUUAUAGGAGAGAAGCAAAGAGAAAGUCACUUCAAAAAAAAAGAAACUUGUAUGAAAUUUCAGCUAGAGUUUGCCAGAAGUCAUGUAGGAGACUCUGAAACCAACUGGAAGAAGAUUCUACAGUCUGAUGAAACCAAAACUGAGCUUUUUGCCCAUCAGACUAAAUGCUAUGUUUGGCAUAAGGCAAACACCGCACAUCUACCGUGAAGCGUGGUAGUGGCUGCAUCAUGCUGUGGGGAUGCUUCACUGUAGCAGGCUCUGGAAGGCUUGUGAAGGUAGAGGGUAAAAUGAAUGUAGCAAAAUUGAGAGAAAUCCUGGAGGAAAACCUGAUGCAGUCUGCAAGAGAAUUGCAACUUGGGAGGUUUGUUUCCAGGAAGACAAUGGCCCCAAGGACAAAGCCAAAGCUACACAGGAAUGGCUUAAAAACAACAAAGUUAAUGUCUUAGAAUGGCCAAGUCCGGACUUCCAUCCAGUUUUGAAAAUUUGUGGCUAGACUUGAAACAGGGCUGUUCAGUCAUAAUCCCCAUGCUAUCUGACAGAGCUUGAGCAGUUUUGUAAAGAAGAAUGGGGGAAAUUUUACAGUGUCCAGAUGUGCAAAUAGUGUCCAGAUAGAGACUUAUCCACACAGACUCAAGGCUGUACUUGUUGCCAAAGGUGCAUUAAUUAAAUAGAGACUUGGAGGGGGUGAAUGCUUAUGCAAUUACAGUAAUUGUUUUUUUAUUUGUGAAUAAUUUAGAUCACUUUGUAGAGAUCUGUUUUCACUUUGACAGGAACGUUGUUUUCCCCGGUUGAUCAGUGUCAAAAAAGCCAAAUUAAAUCCACUCUGAUUCAAUGUUGUGCAACAAUAAAACAAAAGAACUUCCAUAGAGGAUGGAUAUCCUUUAUAGGCACUGUAAUUAAUAUCUACUUAGAAGUCACUUCUCACCUUUUUCCUCCAGUCUUAUUGAAGGGUCUCAGCCCAAAAUGCAACUAAUCUUUUUUCAUAGAUGCUGCCUGACCUGCUGAGUUCCUCCAGCAUUUUGUGGUUGGAUUUCCAGCAUCUGCAGAUAUUCUCUUGUUUGUGUAUAACUUUUUUUCUGAUUGGCAAGAUAUAUCAAGUGCCUUGCCCCAGGAUUGUGCUUCAAUAUUUAGCAACUAAUACACCAAGUGAAGACACUGAAGAUAUGGUUACUAACAAAAACAGGUGUGUGUGUGUGAGGAGUACAUAGACAUUAAAUGUGUUCAAUGAACUGGCCAAAGUAACAUAAUAAGCACUAAUUACAGCACAACACAAUAGCAGUAUUUGACCUGUACCUGCUUGGAUAUCAUAAUAUUUAUUAGUCUUCUCUCCCCCAACCAAAACUCCUGAGAAAACUGAAAACAUAAACAUCCAGGCUAAUUUUGACAACAAUCUACACACUUCCAACUUACCUAGACAAUUGAAAUUAAUUAAGGAAAUUGGUGUUGGCAAGUAGUGUUUGCCUAAGCCAAAACUGGCCCAACUUGUGCUUUAAAGGAGUUUAGAGUGUCAGCAUCAGCCACCAUUUGUUCCAAGGAUACAUAUUACCCACUGCUGAUGUCAUUACCUUUUUUUCAAUGUGCAACAUCAAAGUGCACUGUGAUCCGAAGGCUAGGGUUUUACACUGCAACAAAUUAAAUGCAAAUUAUAUUCUUGGCACAUCAUUCAAAUUCUAAGGUUGCUGUAGCUCACCAACAUUUAUUAGAUACUAGAUAUGUUGCAAGUUUAUACUUUAUGAAAUUAUCUUUGAAAGAGUUGUGUGUCCUUAAAUUGAUUAAUGUAUUGAUUGGAGCCAGUUGCCGUGCCAUGGUUCUGUCUGCGUGCAUGACAGCAAGCAGUUGCUGGAAUAAAGGCGAAACAAAACAUAAAAGCGAAGACUGGCCACUACUGAAAAGCAUAACAAACAUCACAAAUCAGUGAUUUUGAGCCACUCAAUUAUAAAACACAUGGCAGCCAACUUGCACAGCUGUUAUCAAAAACUUUUGAUAUUAAAGAAAAUGAGUAUUGUUGGUAUUACUGCCUGGACACAUCCCACAUUUUUGGACUUCUAGAAGGUCAACAGCUGAGCUUCAAACAGUGUAGCUUUGUUCUUAAGGAGCAGAUUGUAGUGAAAGAGAUUCACUUAUCAUCACAGCCUCAGCCUCAGCCACAUCUGCUGCUGAAAACCCAGUUUAAUGUGUUCCUGGUAGAGUAUUAAUAUACCUGGUUUUCUAAAAGGUUAAAAUUGAGUCAAAACUGAUAAAGCUAUGGCUAUAAUUCAAGAAAGAAUUGGGUGAAUCUUGUUACAAAGCUGAUCUACAGUUCUAAUCAGUAAUCUGAAAAGGCAAAGUGACAGGAACAUGGGUUCAGUUCUUGUUUUCUAUACAGUUGCCUGCUUUUCAAAUGUCGCAUCAGUGGAUAUCCUAGUAACACCUUCAACACAAUGUCCACAAGAGUUGAAUGAAUCUGUUACAAAAGAUGUGUCUAUCCUGAACCUCAGUGGCCUCGGGUUUAGAAGAUGCUACCCGGACUGCCUGAGGUACUACAGCCAGCUACAGGUCUUACUUCUUAACACUUCCAACUUAGAUACUUUGGAUGAUACAACAUUUUUGAACAUACCUAGUAUUAAACAGCUCUAUCUACAAGAUAACAGGUUAAGAGAGUUUCCAUCCAAACCAAUGGUUCCUCUCACUCAGCUUCAAGUCCUAUAUAUCAAUAACAAUUACAUCAAAGAAAUUAAGUCAGAUGCCUUUCAGGACUUGAAGGAGCUCAGACAGCUUCACUUGGGUCCCCAGGUGCAGUUUCAAAGCUUUGAAUAUCAAGCCCUUCUCCCUCUGAAAAAAGUUAAGGUGCUGGUUCUCAAGGGCCUCAACCUCACCUUUGUACCUGUCAUUAAUCAAAUGCAGCUGCUUCAGGAUCUGGACUUAUCUGAUAAUAAGAUCGAUAGAGUAUUAUCACAGUACUUUUAUAAUCUCACCAAACUCCAGAUGCUGCAAUUGGCAGGCUGUAGGAUCACAUUUAUAAGUAAAUCAGCUUUCAGUUCUCAGAAGAACCUAAGGCUGUUGGACCUAUCCAGGAAUGGCCUCAUAACCCUAUCCAAAGAAACACUCAGUCCUGUUAUUCAGUCAGCAGGUGGUGCUGUGGUCAUACUAUUGGCCCAGAACCCAUUUCACUGUGACGCCAGCAUGUGCCCGAUGAAGAAGUGGUUGGAUACUGUAAAGUUGCACAUACAGCUGGACAUGAUGUGUAGUAGCCCUGAGUCUCUCAGAGGACACUGGAUGACCCAACUACCACUUACAAAAUUUAAUUGUGUAAAAGAGCCUAAUUUUGCACUUCUACCCAAAGCUUCACACGUAAACAAAACUGCUAUAGCACAAUCAUUUCUCGGGAAAGGAACCACUGGCAUCGUAAUAGUUUCUGCAGCUGUAACUUCCCUACUCCUCAUCUCCAUAAUAUACAUAGCUUCAGCAAAAUUAAUUCAAUGGUCAUUUCUCAUGAAGCACUGUGCUUGUCGCAGUGCAGAAUCCACUCCGCAAGGUAAAGAAGAGACUGCCACAAACAGCAUUCGUUCAUAAGCCUGAUGCAAUUAAUUGAACACCUACUGAUGCAAGUCCAAUCUACCAUUACAAAAAAAAAGGCAAAUGAUCGCAAUGCUUAGUGAUUUUUGACUCUUGUUCACACAACUGCAUCCAACAGUGAAUAAAGAUUUGGAAGUGGAAAAACUUACAUCAUAUAUGCCCAUUGGCAAAAACAUCCAAUUGCUUUUCUCCAGUAAGAAAUUUUUACCCCUUUCGUCACCCAGCGGAUCGACUGAUUACCUGAAAAAUUCUUCCCAUUGAUUUCCAUUGCUUCAAAACAUAAGGAAACUAUUCAAAUUGAAGAACUUUCAAACUUGGUACACAGAUUUUAGAUCCAUUUUCAGAAAUAUUUUUACUUCUAAAAUGCCUUCAGCAAUCUGGGUUAUGACAGUUAAUAGAACAUAAAACAUAGAAUAGUACAGCACACUACAGGCCCUUUGGCCCACAAUGUUGUGCCGACCCUCAAACCCUGCCUCCCAUAUUCCCCCCCCCCCCACCUUAAAUUCCUGUCUAGUAGUCUCUUAAACUUCACUAGUGUAUCUGCCUCCACCACUGACUCAGGCAGUCCAUUCAACACACCAACCACUCUCUAAGUGGAAAAACGUUCCUCUAAUAUCCUCCUUGAACUUCCCUCCCCUUACCUUAAAGCCAUGUCCUCUUGUACUGAGUAGUGAUGCCUUGGGGAAGAGGUGCUGGCUAUCCACUCCAUCUAUUCCUCUUAAUAUCUUGUACACCUCUAUCAUGUCUCCUCUCAUCCUCCUCCUCUCCAAAGAGUAAAGCCCUAGCUCCCUUAAUCUCUGAUCAUAAUCCAUACUCUCUAAACCAGGCAGCAUUCUGGUAAAUCUCCUCUGUACCCUUUCCAAUGCUUCCACAUCCUUCCUAUAGUGAGGCGACCAGAACUGGACGCAGUACUCCAAGUGUGGCCUAACCAGAGUUUUAUAGAGCUGCAUCAUUACAUUGCAUCUCUUAAACUCUAUCCCUUGACUUCUGAAAGCUAACACCCCAUAAGCUUUCUUAACUACCCUAUCUACCUGUGAGGCAACUUUCAGGGAUCUGUGGCCAUGUACCUCCAGAUCCCUCUGCUCCUCCACACUACCAAGUAUCCUGCCAUUUACUUUGUACUCUGCCUUGGAGUUUGUCCUUUCAAAGUGUACUGUCUCACACUUCUCCGGGUUGAACUCCAUCUGCCACUUCUCAGCCCACUUCUGCAUCCUAUCAAUGUCUCUCUGCAAUCUUUGACAAUCCUCUACACAUCUACAACACCACCCUUUGUGUCAUCUGCAAACUUGCCAACCCACCCUUCUAUCCCCACAUCCAGGUCGUUAAUAAAAAUCACAAAAAGUAGAGGUCUCAGAACAGAUCCUUGUGGGACACCACUAGUCACAACCCUCCAAUCUAAAUGUACUCCCUCCAGCACGACCCUCUGCCUUCUGCAGGCAAGCCAAUUCUGAAUCCAUUUGGCCAAACUUCCCUGGAUUCCAUGCCUUCUGACUUUCUGAAUAAGCCUACCAUGUGGAACCUUGGCAAAUGCCUUACUAAAAUCCAUAUAGCUCACAUCCACUGCACUACCCUCAUCUAUAUGCCGGGUCACCUCCUCAAAGAACUCUAUCAGGCUUGUUAGACAUGAUCUGCCCUUCACAGUCAUGCUGACUGUCCCUGAUCAGACCAUGAUUCUCUAAAUGCCCAUAGAUCCUAUCUCUAAGAAUCUUUUCCAACAGCUUUCCCACCACAGUUGACACAGAAAUAAAAAAAUUGUAACUACUUAACACCUAUGGUGAGGGAUAAACAGUGUUAUAGUUUUAGGUCAUGAGCUUUUACCAUUUCUUCCUGCACUGAUGCUGCCUGAGCUGUUUAGAAUUUCCAGCACUUUUUAAAUUUCACAUUUCCAACAUCUGCAGAUUUAGUUUUUCGCACAUUGGCAUUUGAAUUGCCUAAAAUGCUCUUCUAAACCUGGGCUUUGAUAAUAUCGGUCGCAUCCUUAAGAUACAUACCAAAGAUAAUUCUGAUUAUGUUUAGUAUUGGUUUGGGAAUUUUUUAUUUGGUCCAAAUUAAACAGGAUUCCAAUCCAUUAAACUCAGCUGGGAUGAAGGAUGGUGUAGUGAUAAUGUGGAAAGUAAUCAAGCUGCAAGAAGGUGAAGAUUGUACCAAAUAUUAGUAAUCUUACUUCUUCAAUAAUUUUCUGAUGUUGCAAUAGUUUCAAACCCCAUUCCUGAAUAUUAUAAACUUACUUUGUUCCCACAUUUUCCAAUAUAACGAUCACUACAAUUAAAAGUACUUCACUAUCUGUAAAGUGAAUCACAUUUCCCAAAUAUGACAACACAAAAGUUUGCAUUUAUAUAUGGAAUGUAGUAUAUUCUCGAUUGAAUCUCAGAACAUCACAAAUGACACAUCUCUAUGAUCUUUAUCUGAAGUGAAUCUUACAUAGAAUACUGGAAGAACUCUUUCCUCUUCUUAAACUUCACUCCAUGAAUAUCUGAAGUCCACCUUUAUCCAGAGGUACUUGCAAUGGAGCCCAGCUAAUUUCAACCAGUAACAUAAAUUCAAUAGCCUUUAUGCCGAGCGCUACCAGGUGAAAACAAUAUGAUGAAAACUGUCUAGUCAAAAUCUAAUGGUAGAGCCACUUAUUUUAAAUUAGUCUAUUUCUCCUUUAUAACAAAAAAAGACUAGCUCAGAAGAAAACAAAAGAACAAAGCAACGUAUUCAUAUGCACAGGAUUUGUUAGAGCUAUCUUCUUGCAAUUUAAAGUAUCUAUUUUGCUGAGUGAGGUAUUUACAUUCCAUUUACUGGUAAGAAGCAGAG
Hypanus sabinus (Atlantic stingray) is the source of this 7034-nucleotide messenger RNA. RefSeq names its product leucine-rich repeat transmembrane neuronal protein 4-like. Gene Ontology annotation, cellular component: extracellular matrix. The coding region runs from base 3018 to 4232 and encodes 404 amino acids. Gene Ontology annotation, molecular function: protein binding. The transcript has 7 exons. NCBI's taxonomy places the organism in Eukaryota, Metazoa, Chordata, Chondrichthyes, Myliobatiformes, Dasyatidae. The record is from RefSeq and is a predicted model, not a curated record.